UAGAUGCUUAUUAUUUUGCGUUAAAGAAUAACACCCAGCUGACAUUUACCUGGCAUGUGUUGUUGAAGUUUUCUAUCUAUAACCAAGCGUUUCCUGAUUAUCAAUUGAUUACGAUAUACAACCAGAAGAUGAUUAAUGUAGUAUGAAGGCCAGUAGAUACCAUGGAUGAGCGUGAAAAGAUUUAUGUGACUCCUUCUACAAUGGAAGGACUGUCACCCUCGAUAUCCAUGUUGAGGCAAAUAUCCGGUGUGAACCAACGUGCCCAUGCGACGUUCAUGUCUCAGCUGUCGUCACAUUUGAGCGACAAGGCGUCUGGAACCCCAAUGGCCAUGAGAUACGCUAAUAAGGAUUACCGAGAUCUACACCUAUACGAUAAUAAUGAGGGUACUAUCAUCGCAGAAAGCCCCAAUGUUAAUACAUCAAAAGAGCGUUCAAUGGUAGAAGCAUCUAAAACACCAAAAAGCUUCAAAAAUGGAGGUGCUGAUUCCGAUAGUUUCUGUAUAAAGACACCGACAGCACACUUAUCCUCCAGGAGCCUGCUUAGCAAAUGUAUGACAGCGUGCUCAUCAUUGAGGUUCAACCCAGAAUCGCUAGUAUCAUUGCCAUUUGGAUAUUGCAAUAAUACAUUUGUUAAAAUAAAGGCACAUGAUGUAUUUGAUCCGCGAAUAGGGAAAAAGAGGAAUAGAUAUGACCAUAACUAUGCAGAUAAUAACACCACGAACAUUCCUGCAAACAGGCGAGCCUCAAAAUUGGUGGCAGAUUCGGAACAGGUGGCAAUACACAAUGAUUAUGCAAUCAACCCAUAUAAAAGACGCUAUCAGUGUGCCUUAAAGGAGAGGAAGCGCCUGGAAAGGCUUGAUCUGGUCACUAAUCCCGAUCUGGAGCAACAUACCAAACGAACGCAGGAACAAUACUUGGAUAAACCCACAAAAAGACGCGCUAUUUUACAGCAUACCACAAGUGAAGCGUCAUGUGAUGCAGAAUUUGAACCAAUUGACUAUGUGCUGCCAGCAACCGCGGUUCCAGAAACUGUAGACAGGGAUUAUGCCCCUCUACACUUACCAGAAGAUCAACACGAGAAAUUGCAAGAUCUUUUAAACGUAUCCAAGAAUGUCAAGGCUAAGUUACUGGACAGGAUGAUGGAUAUUGUUAAACUUGGAGGCUCCUUUAAGCAAUGGGCUAGAAAUCACGAGGACUCUUCACCUCCCAUGGGUAAGACUCAAACAAGCUACAAAAAACUAGGGGAGCUUUCAAAUGUUCUCGAGUCUAUGCUAGACCAAACACAAGAAGAAAUAUUGGCACUAAACUACUCCAAGUUGCUUCUAAACUGGAAUGUCAUGGAUCAACGGUUUUCCAUGCAAACAACACAUGAUACAUCGCAAAAUGUAGAUGAUAUGCCAAGUGAAGCUGUUAUUGCGUAUGAUGCAUUGCCAAGUGCUGGGAAUGCGCCAAAUAUGUAUCAUAAUAAACAUGUAAUCACGACGUCCCCCUGCGUCACUUUCAGCGAUGGACUCUCAUGUGUCUUAGGGCAAUGUAGCACAAGUCUACAGUCUUUUGAGGCAAGGAUGUUAACCGAUUGCUAUGCAGCUGCUGGAUGCUACCUGUGGGAGCCGACAUACCGAAACGAGACAAUGAAAAUAUCAGGACAUAACACAGGACUGUUAGACACCAUUAUAACGCAAACGGAUGAGGAAACACUUGCAGGCACAACUAAUGACGCUAACACAAAAGAGGACGUCACUGAUGAUUGCGAAGACAAAGUGAAAGCAGAAUGCUGGUCGAUGGAAACAUCGGAAAGUAAUAUUUUCGUAGGAAAAACGGGACCCUGGACCAGUGACCCAUCGUUUGCUAAACAGAUACUAGAUGAUAACCAAAAAACUAGAUUUAACGCAUUUCUAGGAUUUUUGAAAGAUGUAUGCCAAGUUGCAGUAGCGGAAGUCCGAACACCCAGGCCACACUGGAAGGGAAGCAGUGAGUUUGCGUGUAACAACGAUAUAUGCUGCCUUAAAUGCUGCGUGUGCAAGCAAGUAAACACUGACAGUGCCACAGAGUUGAAGGGCACAAUUCAUGUACUAUCUGAGGAAAGCGAGCCACUGAGAUUCGAGCAGGAAAUCAGCCUAGCUAGAACAGAAUUGCUUGCAUCGCAUGUGGGCAAAUGUAUUUGUUUUUGCAGGUGUAUAACAGACCAGAUACCUUUCGAACGAAUAGUCCAGGAUAAUACCAUUAGCACGUCUAAUUUCAACGAAGGAAUCUUGUGGCAUACAUUUGAGCCCAAUGAGAAACCAAUGGAAUCGGAUAAGCCAAAAUUACCAAAAGAGUCAAUUUUACAAGAACGCUUUACAUUACGAAUCAAAGCAGAGUGCGUACCAGAAUCGUGGAAAGAACGUAGUCCCUUCAUUUGCAGGCUAAAUAUAGUCACAGAGUCAGAUAUGGUAAACAAGGAGCAACUUAACAGUGAUACAUCCGGAAUGAUGGGCUUUGAAAUGCUAAAAACCGGUUCACAAGACACUGGCAGUGGUUUAUAUUCAAAAGGUCCCCUAAACAAAAUUCAUAGAGUAAAGGAUUUUAAAGACCUUACAAGUUUUACUUUAUGGGAUGCCCUAGAACUAAUAUCUAAGGAGCAGGAUGAACUCCAUUCGGUAUUGAGGAAUGAUGAGACCCUAGAAUGUUUCGACCCGUUGGAAAUUGAUACGUCUUGCAUUAGGAAGGAAGUACUGGAACUAAGGAGUGACUACAUUGCUGAAAACGCAUCAUCCUAUGAUUUUGUGGAGGUUGCGCUUUAUUUGCCGUAUGCGCCCACGUGUAUAAUCCCCUGGAGAUUUGAAUCCUUAGACGUUGUGAACAUCGUCACAGACAGGUACAGGCUCAAGCAUCAUGCUAAUGUCACACGCAAAACCUGUACGGUGGAUUACACAGACGACACGAAGUCGACCGAUCUCGUGGAGCACGCAGACAUUUGUGAGGUCAAGACUUUUGAAGAUUCUGUUUCAUUGGACAGCCAAGAAAUGGAUAGCAGCUCAACACCGAACACUGCUCUACCAUUAGAUGACGAUUGUGAUAAUAACAUAUUUGUGACAAGUGAUGGCAACAGUAACGUAACGGAGGUAGUGGAUGAUUCCGGUAUUGGUUGCGUAACCCCAAACAAUAGAAUAUCCAGGUGCCCGGAUGAAUCCACAAACUACGAGGAAUCGAUAGUCCUCUCUUAUUUGUUACAUAAUAUGGUUGUUUUGCCGGCCAGUGUUAUACGGGUGCAAAAUAUGAUGCGUAGGCAUAUCAAAUUGAGGAAUACUGUACUGAAGAUAGAAGUAGCUGCGUGCAAGGCUUACAAAUACAAGUGGCACAAAAAACUAAAACGAUUGAAACCAGGAGCUAAUAAAAUAGAUGUAUUUUCUUGGGGUAUCUUACCUGUAAGGGCAUUAGACAGCCCUGAACAGUUCGUACCUUUACCUGCUGGGUAUAAGCAAAAUGAUAUCAGUUGGCCAUACAAAACCAACAGUAGCCUCUCCCCAUUUGAAAUCAGAGGAUAUGGAAUAGCUGACAUUAAAGACAGAGGCCAAAAGUUCAGCGCGCUGGCGCAAGAUGCUCAAACAAGCAAGCGCAGGGACGAUGCAGAUAUGAAUCAAAUACACGCCACAAGGAAACCCAAUGUUAGCCGAAGGCGUGUAAACACGGAAUCUGAUCCUGUGGAUCACGAUGAAUACGAUGCCAGCAAAGCUACAGCGUGGAUGGCACCAUACUAUAGCAAUCUCACCGGGCCGGGUAUCAGAUGGGCAUAUUCUUGUAUGGAUACACUAAGCGAGCCGAUGAAGCUCAUACCAGAUUACCAAGCGUUGCCUAUAUAUAAGUUAUUGAAGUCUCCAGAUUAUUACUACUACAGUAUGGAACAUUGUAUACAGGUGGAUAGAAACAAUGCACUGCGACCGGAAGUGUUGCUUGAUGAUGAAAUCAUAGUUAGUGCAGGGAAUAUGUGGACGCGUAACGAAUGCCGCAUAUUCAUAGAUAAAUACUUGAUGUAUCCAAAAAAUUUCGCCAAAAUUGCCCAAUGCGUUGAAACUAAGCGUUGUGGUGAUUGCGUGUUAUUUUAUUAUAAAUUCAAGUACAGAUUGAAGCUUAAAGAGCGUUUGGAAGACAUGAAGAUUAAAACAAAAAACAAAAGUGAGAUGUCGAGGUUCCUAAAGCGUGAUAUGCAUGUUAUGCAAGCAUUAGACUGUUUAUUUGACGAUUGUUAUACCGAUAGCAUGAGAGACUACUGCAAGCAGAACAGUACAUUUUUUAGUGCCAUAAGCGAUUCGACCUUGAGUGUAGGGGGAUUGGACACUGAAAAGAACUAUGAAGUUGCAUUAAGAGAGCAUCGCGGAAAUUGGUCACCUUUCGAGGAUAACAUUCAUAUAGCAUUAGACAACCUACAAGAGGGUUACUUCAUGCCCCGUAAGUACAGAUGCCUGGUGACGCGGAAAAAUAUAGAAGUGCCACUCAGUACCAAAACUGGUAAUGAGGAAAUUGCCGUCAAGCGUGGAUGCUUAAUCCUGAAUGGUACUCGUAACUUCGGGUCAAGGAAGCAGGCAAGCGCCCUAGUUACAGCGAUAAAGACGGAUCAUUUUAUGACAUUACGACCUUUAUAUUCCAGGCGUUUUACAGGAAGAUCUAUCUUGGAGUCAACAGCAUUUAAUACGAUUUCACAAUACAAGCCCGUGGCUUUGACCAACGAUAUUAUAAAAAGUAAUCCCUAUAAGAAUGAAAUAAUCGGAGAUCAUCCUGGUACAUCCAGAUUAUACCGGAAAGGAGUGAAACAACUGGAAUAUCAUCAAAUACCUCUAGAAAACGAAGCAUCGCCAUAUAAUGAUUAUGGGCGUUCAGUCACUAUAGAUCAUUUAACGGUUGAAGGUGAUGAUCCAGAACAUCUAACAUCAAUACAGGGGCCAACCAAGCGUGAAAGGACGAGGAGAAGGGGGCUAACAAACCGAGCGUACAGUGAUUAUGAUACUAGCGGUAUAUACAGGAAUUACACUCCCACAUCGUCAAAAGGUGCUACUGCCCAUAUACGUAAAACAAGGGUCAAUGAUAACUCUUAUGCGCAUACAAGUGGGAAACCAUAUGCGACAGAUAUAUCUCAGAAGGAUACGUUCUCCUAUAUUGCAGGACCCAUUGUGAAACAAACUGGCAGAACACAACGGAAGGCGAAGAAGGCAAAACAUAAAUUAAGGAAUCUUAACGAUGAUUAUGAAUAUAUUGAAGAAGAUUGUACUGCUGAGCUGCAGCAACCAAGCAUUGCGUGGUCCGAUGAGGAAAUCUCAGAGUUCGUACGGUUGUACCGUUUGUAUGGUGAGGAUUGGGAUAGUCUCGAGAAGGAAAUGUCCCAAUAUGGUAAAAACAAGGAGCAAAUAAUUAAUUAUUAUAUUACCAGACUUACGAACAAUGCGAUAAAAAGAGACCAUGAUGAGGACCCAAAUCUAGAAGAUGAACGAUACAACCUAAUGGACUUCGACAUUGAAACACAUACGGGGAAAUCAUUGGAUAGUUGUGGUGACAACAUGCUGGAAUAUGACAGUGUAGAUCCAAAGUUCUAGCUAUCUAUGUCAAUAUAGUGAUGGAUAAUAUGCUGUAUUAGAACAGAGUUCUGAGAAAUUGGGUCAUACUGCCAAGUAAAUUACUGAUAGUUUCUCCAAUAUUAGGU
Molecule: messenger RNA, 5674 nt
Organism: Babesia bovis T2Bo
Lineage: Eukaryota; Apicomplexa; Aconoidasida; Piroplasmida; Babesiidae
Exons: 1
Coding region: 162-5567 (1801 amino acids)
Biological process (GO): regulation of transcription by RNA polymerase II
Source: RefSeq, a predicted model, not a curated record